UAGUUGAUGCCACUGUUGGUCCACGCUGACCGCACGGAGCUCGUGAGACGCCGAGGACAAGUCAAGGAAAUGCAAAGCAAUCAACAUCAUAAACAGAAGCAGCAGCAGCACCAGCACCGGAUAAAGGAGCAGAAACAGGAGCUGAAGCAGCAGCAGCAGCAGCAGCAGCUGAAGCAGUUGAAGCAGAAGCAAAGCGAAUGCCAAAGACGCAAUCAUAGCCGUGGUAUCUAAAGCCAGCAGCAACAACGCUAAGCACAACAAACGGCAGUAAUUUUAACCGGAACAACAACAAGAGCAACAGCAGCUGAAGGCAUUCAAGUGCAAAUAGAAGCAGCAGCAGCAACUGUUGAAGAAAGCAAACGAAAACUUGUAGGCAACAGCUAAAGAAACCAAUUUACAUAUUUAAGCUUGUAGCGUCCGGCAACCAGAAGCCAACUGCUGACAAUCGGGCAGACAGUGAGUCAGUCAGUUAGUGAGUCAGUGAGUCAGCCAUUUGAAUCAAUAAGGCAAUACAAAUAGACGGCUCAAGUGCAGUCAGUCAGCUGCCCGUUGGAUUGGGAUUGAAAUCAAAAAGCAGUUAGUUUCACACCUCAGUUGGCCGCCGCCAGCAGCUGGAAAGGAUGCGUCUGCCAUAUCGCAAUAAGAAAAUCACCCUUUGGGUGCUUUUUGGCAUAAUUGUCGUCACAAUGUUCCUAUUCAAAUUCACCGAGCUGCGCCCCACCUGUCUCUUCAAGCUGGACCCCACAAACGAUUUGCCAUCACAAAUGGUGCGUAUACAGAAAUACGUCACAGAUGACAAUCAACGCUCCUAUUCAUACAACCGUGAGAUGCCAUUAAUAUUCAUAGGUGGCGUGCCCAGGUCUGGCACGACAUUAAUGCGCGCCAUGUUGGAUGCUCAUCCCGAUGUGCGCUGCGGGCAGGAGACGCGCGUCAUUCCGCGCAUUCUGCAGCUGCGCUCGCACUGGCUGAAGUCCGAAAAGGAAUCGCUGCGCCUGCAGGAGGCGGGCAUCACCAAGGAGGUCAUGAACAGUGCCAUCGCGCAAUUCUGCUUGGAAAUCAUUGCGAAGCAUGGUGAACCGGCGCCGCGCUUAUGUAACAAGGAUCCGCUGACUCUCAAAAUGGGCUCCUAUGUAAUCGAGCUCUUUCCCAAUGCUAAAUUCCUAUUCAUGGUGCGGGACGGACGUGCAACGGUUCAUUCGAUUAUAUCCCGCAAGGUGACAAUCACCGGAUUCGAUUUGAGCAGCUAUCGCCAGUGCAUGCAGAAAUGGAAUCACGCCAUCGAGCUAAUGCACGAACAGUGCCGCGACAUUGGCAAGGAUCGAUGCAUGAUGGUCUACUAUGAGCAGCUGGUGCUGCAUCCGGAGGAGUGGAUGCGGAAGAUUUUGAAGUUCUUGGACGUGCCGUGGAACAGUGCGGUGCUGCACCACGAGGAGUUCAUCAACAAGCCCAACGGUGUGCCGCUGUCCAAAGUGGAGCGGUCAUCGGACCAGGUCAUCAAGCCGGUCAAUCUUGAGGCGCUGUCCAAGUGGGUGGGCCAUAUACCCGGCGAUGUAGUGCGCGACAUGGCCGACAUUGCGCCCAUGCUCUCCGUGCUGGGCUACGAUCCGUAUGCGAAUCCGCCGGACUACGGUAAGCCAGAUGCAUGGGUGCAGGACAAUACAUCUAAGCUAAAAGCCAAUCGAAUGCUCUGGGAAAGUAAAGCGAAACAAGUGCUGCAGAUGGACACGGAUGAUAAUAAUAACAACAACAACAACAACAACAAUAACAACAAUAAUGAGAAUAAUAAUAAUAAAAUAAUGACAGAGCAACAGCAGGCGGAUCAGGAACUGCAACAGGAGCAGGAACAGCAGAGGCCAAAGGAUGUCAUCACGAUAAAGCAGCUGCCGUCAAACUUCAACAGCAACAGCAACAGCCACAACAAAAAGAACAACAACAACAACAACAACAACAACAAUAAUAACAAUGGCAAGCAAUAUGUCGGCGCACUUGAGGACACAUGAUAUCCGCAUAUACCCAUAAGAUUACCACGCGGCAAGCAUUGAGCUGACGACAACACACAGUAACAACAUCAACAACAACUACAACAGCAACAACAACAUCAACAUCAACAUCAACAACAUCAGCAACAGCAACAAUGCGCAUGGCAACAGACAAGCAUCAAAUGUUGGCAAACCAAUUUCAAAUUGUAUUACACCAAGUAAACGCAUAUGCAUAUGCAGAUAUAUAUACAUAUAUAUAUAUAUGCUACAUCUUUGCCACAGUUGCGCACGAGUGUGCGUGUGUGCGUGUGUAAUGCGUUCUAGCGAUUUAAAGACACAUUUGCCGCAUCGAAGACACAAUUUUAUACAUAUAUACAUAAUAUUGAUGUAAACAUAAUUUAAACAUGUUUAGCGAAUACCACCAAAAACAAAAAUUUGUAGUAAUAAAUAAUAACAAAUAAAAAUAGAAUUCGUUGCAGGGCGCGCUCACUGCUAAA
Molecule: messenger RNA, 2476 nt
Organism: Drosophila mojavensis
Lineage: Eukaryota; Metazoa; Arthropoda; Insecta; Diptera; Drosophilidae
Gene: Tpst
Product: protein-tyrosine sulfotransferase
Exons: 7
Coding region: 621-2000 (459 amino acids)
Biological process (GO): peptidyl-tyrosine sulfation
Cellular component (GO): Golgi apparatus
Molecular function (GO): protein-tyrosine sulfotransferase activity
Source: RefSeq, a predicted model, not a curated record